This is a messenger RNA of Heterobilharzia americana, 507 nucleotides long. Lineage: Eukaryota; Metazoa; Platyhelminthes; Trematoda; Strigeidida; Schistosomatidae. The record is from the annotation of a GenBank genome assembly.
UUUGGAUCUUUUUGUUUAUCUGUAUCAAAAUGAUACUCCCAUUCGGGUGACAUUUUUGUCGUCUCUGUCGUUUGGCGCGAUGCCUCCUAAAGUUGUCUCAGGAAAGGCUGCUAAAAAGUCCUCUAAAGUCAAGACUCCCAAGUCUGAGAAGAAGAAGAAACGAAGGAGGAAGGAAAGCUAUGCUAUUUACAUUUAUAAGGUUCUACGACAAGUCCAUCCAGAUACGGGGAUUUCAUCAAAAGCUAUGUCUAUAAUGAAUUCAUUCGUUAACGAUAUUUUCGAAAGAAUCGCGGCUGAAGCUAGUCGUUUGGCUCAUUACAACAAGAAGUCCACCAUCACGAGUCGUGAGGUUCAGACUGCCGUUCGCCUGUUGCUACCUGGAGAGCUUGCGAAACAUGCAGUGUCUGAAGGUACUAAAGCAGUUACAAAGUACAGUGGGUCGAAGUAAAAUGGAGUUUUAUUUCAUCUGUAUUGUUUUAAAGCCACCAAUAAACUAAUUUUCACUUC